AAAGUAAGCAAGCAAGUUAGGGGUUUUAGGGAAUUGGGGCACCGCACUCACUGCCAGUCUGACUCAGUAGUUGUACCACUCAUUCCCUAGCUCCCUUCCACCCAACCUUCACGGCGGCCACUCUCCUCCGGUGACUGGACACUACUCAAGCUUCAAGCUUACUCAUUCAACUUCUCUCGCACAUCUAUUGAGCUCAGCCUCAUAACUCCAUUCCAUAAAGCGUGUUCCUCCGCCGCCACAACACAUCGUGUCGCCGCCGUCUAUUGGAUUGGUACACCAACAGUUUCUCAACUCUGAAGAAGAAUCUGAACUAAUUUGAAGAUGACUCGCGGGAUAAAACACCGUAUGAAAGCCAAGAGAAAGAACAAGGGUUCGAAGAAAGGGGAAGGGUCUUCUUCGGUGCCGCCGCAACAUCCGGUGAAGGUGUGGCAACCUGGUGUGGACAAGUUGGAGGAAGGUGAGGAACUCCAGUGUGAUCCUUCUGCUUACAACUCUCUUCAUGCCUUUCACAUCGGAUGGCCCUGUUUGAGCUUUGAUAUUGUACGAGACACUCUGGGUUUAGUUCGAACAGAAUUUCCCCACACAGUAUAUUUCAUGGCAGGGACUCAGGCGGAGAAAGCUUCCUGGAAUUCUAUUGGAAUAUUUAAAGUUUCAAAUAUUACUGGGAAGAGACGUGAGCUGGUGCCUAAACAUGAAGGUGAUGAGGAUGGCGAGGAUAGUGAUAGUGAAGAUGAUAGUGACGAUGAAGAUGAAAAUGGAGCUCGGGGUCCCACCUUGCAGUUGCGGAAGGUAACACACGAAGGAUGUGUCAACCGUAUACGCUCCCCAGUCUGA
Molecule: messenger RNA, 834 nt
Organism: Arachis ipaensis
Lineage: Eukaryota; Viridiplantae; Streptophyta; Magnoliopsida; Fabales; Fabaceae
Source: RefSeq, a predicted model, not a curated record